AUGGAUCCCACCAUGGAGCUGGCAGAAGACCCCAGGUUCUCCCGAUCGUUGGUGGAGAUGCUGAUCACAAACUUCAGCGUGCCGGCAGCCUGCUUCUCCCUGCCGCCCACCUCCCAGCAGCUGCUGCAGCACCUGGACGCAGUCCAACUCACCAUCAUGGGCCUCGCCACCAUCAUGACUCUGCUGUCAGUUGUCAUCUAUGUGGAAGAGGCUUUCUACCUCACCUGCAAGAUCCGCUGCCCCAUCAAGAUGAAGACCCUCCGCUGGAGUAGCUUGGCCCCGACAGUUGUGUGUGUGGUCAGCUGCUUCGGACUGUGGAUCCCGCGCUCCAUGAUGGUGGUGGAGAUGGCUACCACAGCGUAUUUUGCCAUCUGCUUCUACCUCCUGAUGCUGGUCAUGGUGGAGGGCUUUGGGGGGAAGGAGGCAGUGCUCAGCACCCUGAAGGACGUGCCCAUGGUGGUCAGCACCGGGCCCUGCUGCUGCUGCUGCCCCUGUCUGCCCCGAAUGACCAUGAGCAGGAGAAAGCUUCAACUGCUGAUGCUGGGGACUUUCCAGUACGCCUUCUGCAGGGUGGUUGCCGUCUUCCUGGGGCUGGUCCUGGCCACUGAUGGGAACUACAACCCUGCUGAUAUCUCGGCAGAGAGCGUGGCGCUCUGGAUCAACACCGUGGUUGGCGCCUCCACCCUCUUUGGGCUGUGGGCACUGGGCAUCCUCUUCCGGCAGGCCCGGCUGCACCUGACCGAGCAGAACAUCAAGGCCAAGUUCUCCUGCUUCCAGGUCCUCCUCCUCCUGACGGCACUGCAGCCCGCCAUCUUCAGUAUCCUGGCCAACAACGGCAGCAUUGCCUGCUCACCACCCUUCUCCUCCAAGGCCAGGUCACAGCAGAUGAACAUGCAGCUGUUGAUCCCGCAAACCUUCAUCUUGGCGGUGGUGACACGGAUAUACUACCGCAAGCAGGAUGACAAGCCGGGCUACCAGCCCGUCAGCUUCACACCUGCAGACACUGAUGUCAAGGCGUGA
Molecule: messenger RNA, 1020 nt
Organism: Balearica regulorum gibbericeps (East African grey crowned-crane)
Lineage: Eukaryota; Metazoa; Chordata; Aves; Gruiformes; Gruidae
Gene: SLC51A
Product: solute carrier family 51 member A
Source: RefSeq, a predicted model, not a curated record